UGUCGCUUUUUUUUUCGCUCGUUUUCUCAGAGAUCAAACAACAAAUCCCCAAUCCAACGCUCUCACUCCUUACUCCUUCACUCCUUCACUCUGUAUUCUGAUGGACAUUGGCGCACGAUUGAGACGGGAGGUGUUUGCUCCCAACGAGCGCCUGAUUGCAUGGCUGCGCGUCAUGAAGCCGGCCAAGCGGCUCGACCGGCUGUCAGUGGGCCUGUCUGGCAAGGGCGGACGGCUGCACAAGGCGCGGAUUGCUGCGAUUGCGAUGCGCGACGACUCAGUCCCAGUGCUCGUCGUCGUCAAGCAGAAGACGCUCAAGGAUGGCAGCGGCAGUGGCAGUGGCAGUGGCAGUGGCGGCAGUGGCGGCAGUGGUGGCGGUCCUGAGAGCGGAAAGGUCUUCUCGCGCAUCAAGGGCAACAAGAGCAAGCGCGCGGCUGCGAUGCAGGCUGCUGCGGCUGCGGCUGCACAUACGUCCACACUGGGCGCGGGAACGGACGACGACGGCGGCGACGCGGACGAGGACGAGGCGAACAACAACGCAGCGUUGGCUGCAACGGGCUCCGCUGCUGGGACUGCCGGCUCGGCUGCGAACGCCACAAGGCUCAAGAAGUCAAAGGAGUUCAUGCUGCGCGAUCUCCGAAUCAUCGACGGCAGGGCGGAGGGCAUCGAUGCGCGGGAAUUCUCGCUCCAGUUUGACGGCACUGGUCGUUUGAAGGACAAGGACCGCGACGACGAUGCUGCUGCUGCAGGACUCGGUGCAAUGCACUCGGCUGCCAGUGUUGGAAGCACCGGCUCGAGCGGCACGCCGAAUUCGAGCACGAUCGUCAUGACGAGCUCGGGCAGCAAGACUGUGCUCAAGUACACUGCCGAAACGGCGGACGAGCGCAACGCCUUCAUUGGCGUCGUCUGGCGCUUGUGCAAGAGCUACCUGGCUGCCAAGCCACAGCUCAAGAACGUCACCAAGCAGCAGGUCUCGAGCACGGCUGGCUGGGACCACAUUGGCCUCGACAACCCGUCCACCAUCAGUUUCCUGGCGCUCAGUCCCGACCAAGCCGCCGGUGCGAUGGCGCGGCGCGGUAUCGGUGCGCCUGGCUCCCGCAAGCGCAACGGCCCGUCCGCCAGUGAGGAAGGGGCAGGGGACGCCGAAGGGGAUGAUGCGGCUGCGGUCGCGCUUGACUUGCUCAACGACGAUCUGAUGUUUGAGUCGGCUGGAGCGAAUGCGGACGAUCGCGAACUCAACGAGCAGGAGGAACGUGACAUGGAGUCGUUCUUGUCAGCGUACGAGACGGCUGUGGCAGAUGCCGAGGGCUUCAUGGACAAGCUCCAGCACGAGCUCCACGGCUUGGACUCGGCCAACAUUCAUGCGCUGCUCUCCUCCGAAAUGCAAAUCGACCUGCUCGUGGGCCACUUUGACCGCGCGCAGACCGAGCUCGACCGGCUCGAGUCAUUCAUUGACAAGUAUGACGGCGUGGUCGACAAGCUGCGCCAAAAUGUCGAAGCCAUGGAGGCCAAACAUGGCUUUGUCCGCGUGCAGACUGAAAACUACCGCAGCAUCCAGUCGCGCGUUGAAGGCAUCGUCGACGAACUGGACGUCGACCCGUCCGUGCUGAGCGUGCUCGAAACGGGCGACUUGGCCAUGGCUGGUGACUUGCGCAAGGCCAUCACUGCGUCUGCCCGAUUGCGCCGAAUCUUUGAUCAGGAGGGCGCCCUGAAUGGUCUCACCAAUAUGACCGCAGUCAAGCAGCGGCGAAAGUACUUUGCCGUGCUGAGGCAAAAGUUUGUCGAGCGACUGGCUCAGUUCAUGGAGCGCAUGUAUGCCCAAAAGUCGUUCGAGCCAGUCCUCCCGAGUAUGGUGGCAGCACUUGGGAUCGAGGCAUCCCGGACAUUGCAGCAGUACCAGGUCAACCAGCUCCAGCUUCCCGUGGCAGCACCCAGUAUCGUGAGUAGCACCGGGGCUGCCAGCGCACCGGCUCCACCAUUUGCCCCAACGGCCUCGGCUCCCAUGGCAAGGAACCACUCGAAUCGCCACAGCAACAUGCUCAUGUACACUCCGCUGCUCAAGUGGCUCCGGGCUACAGAUUCGGCACAGUUUGAGGCGCUGACGCGUAGCUACAUGCAAGUGGUCGGGCGCAUUUACAAGGAUGACGGCAAGGCGGUCUUUGAGCAACUCCGGCACGCAGCGCAAGCCGGUGCCAAGGGCGCAGCAGGAAAGUUCUCCUUCAAAGUACACGUGCAGACUUCCGGAGGACCUCUGUUGACGACCACGAGUUCUACAGCAGAUGCGCGCGACGGCGAGGAGGUGCUCAUCCCAAUGAUGCCUGGAUCAAGUGCCAAGGAGCGCAUUCGCUUUGACCAAGCCUUCGAUCGCGCGCUGGCCUUGGUGGUGCCCCUUGUCUUGGCCGAGCAGGCGUUCGUUUUCGAGUUUUUCGAUCUCAAGGACAAACCUGCGCAGUCAUCCGCAAUGGCCGGUCUGCUGAGUGUUCCUGAGGGUCACUCGAGCGGCAACAAGCGGCUCAGCAUCUCUGAUGUCGACGCUUCUUCGCCUCUCGCGGACAACAGUUCCAGCACCAGCACUGGCAGCGCUGGCAGCAGUCCUGCUGCCACGUCUCUCCGUGCACCAAGCAAGUCACACAAGCGCACUGGUUCGACCGCUUCCGUGCGUUCUGCCGAGGAGACCAGCCGCAUGGUUGUCGACUCGCAUCACGAAACGCACCCGCGAAUCACCUCGAUUCUCGUCGAAACGCAAGGGUGGCUCGAAGGCGAGCUGCAGUCGCUUCUGGACUUGGGCAACCGCCUCGAGCAUUUCAACACGUUGAUUGUGAUGGUCAAAGUCGACAGUUGCCUUGAAGAGCACGCCGGCAAGAGUAAUUUCUUGACUGCAUUGCUCACGAGGAUUUUCCAGCUGGCGCGUCGCGAGUUUGACAAGUUUAUUGACGAGCAAAAGCGACACAUUGAAGAUGCCAAGACCACCAAGAAGGCCAAACCAGGUGUUUUGCCAUUUGUUCUCAAAUUCACGGACUUUGUGUCAACAAUGCAAUUGCUGGUUGAAGGCUGGAAAAAGGCGUCGUCAGUCGAUCCGGCGUUUGUCGCCAUUGCCGAGGCUGUCUUUGAUGGCAUUGAACGCAUUGCCUCUGACUGCAAGCACGGCGAUGUUGUUCGCUUCGAAAACUAUCAUGGAAUCUUCCAGCAAAUGUCACUGAAGCGGGUUGCAUGCAUCGAGCCCUUCCGCAAGCAAGCGCAGCAAGAGUACAAGCACAACAUUGACGGCUAUGUCACCAGCAUUCUUGGUUCGCCGUUAGAGAAGCUGAGUAAAUUCUUUGAAGGAGUUCAAAAGGGAAUUGACGGAGGCAUUCGAGAAGAUGAAAUUGGCUUCCAAGUCAAGUACUCAAAGCAAGAGUUGAAAAAGAUUAUCAAGGAAUAUCCUGGCAAAGAGGUCAAGAAAGGUCUCGAGCACAUUUAUCAAAAGGUGCAAAAGCACCUGUCCGAGGAAGCCUCUCUGCUCCAGGUCGUGUGGCGUUCCGUCCAAGAGCAAUUCCUCGCACAGUACAAGUCGUUCGAGGAUCUGAUUCGGCGGUGCUAUCCAGGCUCGCAAAUUACCCUCGAGUUUAACAUUUCCGACCUCUUGUCGUACUUUUCAGAGCUUUCCCGAUCGCAGUAGUCGUGAAUUUCCUUCAACUUUGUGGGAGAAUGCGAGCAGACAGUAUAAUACAGUAUAUUCUACAAACCAAGA
Capsaspora owczarzaki ATCC 30864 is the source of this 3727-nucleotide messenger RNA. RefSeq lists its product as hypothetical. The transcript has 7 exons. The coding region runs from base 101 to 3655 and encodes 1184 amino acids. NCBI's taxonomy places the organism in Eukaryota, Filasterea, Ministeriida, Capsasporidae. The record is from RefSeq and is a predicted model, not a curated record. Gene Ontology annotation, molecular function: phosphatidylinositol-4,5-bisphosphate binding. Gene Ontology annotation, biological process: exocytosis; Golgi to plasma membrane transport. Gene Ontology annotation, cellular component: plasma membrane; exocyst.